AUGUCACGGAACCCUCCCCCACCCCCUAUGCAUGUUGAAACUACGACAUGGACAAGGGACUCUCAUGAGCUUUUCGACUACGAGAGCCGUAGCACUGCCAAGUCCAACUUCCAGGUUGUGGGCAAUGCGCGGUUCAUCAGACGAAAUGGGGAAGUCUCUAUGGAGCCUGACAGUACCGAUGUAGUGGAGCCAGCUGAGCCUACUGACUACCUCUUGAAGUGCGUCAAUUUUGAUACUAAAUACCUCAUACAACCAGCAGAGAAGCAGCCUGAAGGGUCUCGAUGGUCGGCAAAAAAGUUGUGGAUGGUUAUCAGAGAUCUCGGCCCAUACAGCAUGAGUGAAGGUGAUGUUGUGAAACUGGGCCGUUUCAAACUACGAGUUCGUCAACUAUGCUGCGAUGAAUCAGAAGAGCCAGUGAGACCCGACCUAAUGGGCCCAGAAUCUCAAUCCUCUAUGGGUACGUGUGCUCCCCCUGAAGCUGAUGGGAAACCAUGUCGGAUCUGUCUAUUAGAGGUAUGUCCAAACCGCUAA
Molecule: messenger RNA, 531 nt
Organism: Perkinsus marinus ATCC 50983
Lineage: Eukaryota; Perkinsozoa; Perkinsida; Perkinsidae
Exons: 5
Coding region: 1-531 (176 amino acids)
Source: RefSeq, a predicted model, not a curated record